AUGUCUUUUGGACCUCCCAACAGCGCGCCGCUUCCCUCUUCUUUCGAUGAGAAUGCCGACUUUUACAAUGAAAACACCAUCGACAAGAUAUGGAGACGCCUUCGCGAAGAGCCCCUCGUUCCCCUCGGCUGCGGUCUCACCGUCUGGGCCAUUGUCGGCGCGACCCGCUCAAUGCGAAAAGGUGACCACAAGAUGACCAACAUGUACUUCCGCCGACGUCUAUAUGCUCAAGCCUUCACAAUCGCUGUACUGGUAGCAGGAAAUAUGUACUGGCAAAAGGAUCGUGUGAAGCGCAAGGAGUACGAGAAGCAGGUUGCUCAGAAGGAGCGCAUGGACAAGAGGGACAGGUGGCUGAAGGAGUUGGAGAUGCGAGACGAGGAAGACAAGGCCUGGAAGGAGAGGAUGGCCAACAAAGCGAGGGGAGCAGCAGGAGAGGCCAAAGGUGUCACUGACAUGGUGGCUGAGAAGACAAAGGAGCUGAAGGAUCAGACUGUCGGAAAAUAA
Molecule: messenger RNA, 504 nt
Organism: Alternaria arborescens
Lineage: Eukaryota; Fungi; Ascomycota; Dothideomycetes; Pleosporales; Pleosporaceae
Product: Respiratory supercomplex factor 1
Exons: 2
Coding region: 1-504 (167 amino acids)
Biological process (GO): mitochondrial respirasome assembly
Cellular component (GO): mitochondrion
Source: RefSeq, a predicted model, not a curated record